Diaporthe batatas is the source of this 1356-nucleotide messenger RNA. RefSeq lists its product as uncharacterized. The coding region runs from base 1 to 1356 and encodes 451 amino acids. Gene Ontology annotation, cellular component: membrane. The transcript has 3 exons. The record is from RefSeq and is a predicted model, not a curated record. Gene Ontology annotation, molecular function: carbohydrate:proton symporter activity. NCBI's taxonomy places the organism in Eukaryota, Fungi, Ascomycota, Sordariomycetes, Diaporthales, Diaporthaceae. Gene Ontology annotation, biological process: transmembrane transport; carbohydrate transport.
AUGUCGAGUCAACAUGCGUCCGCUGGACAUGCGCUUGAUAGCAUUUCCAAGCCCACCGCGGACCAGAAUUCCGUCAUGGGAGCCGAGACCAUCAUCAAGCCCAAUGUCCAGGCUCAACAUGCCGCCACGGAGGAAAAGACCAUGUCUCUUGGCCAGGCACUCAAGCUAUAUCCGAAGGCCAUCGGAUGGUCAGUGCUACUCUCCUCGACCCUGAUCAUGGAAGGUUACGAUCUCGCGCUGCUCGGUUCGCUCUAUGCCUCUCCGCAGUUCAACAUGAAGUAUGGAGUCUGGAACGACUCGACCGGGGAGUACGCAGUGCCGGCCCCGUGGCAGUCCGCGCUUUCCAACGGCGCCCGCGCCGGCGAAGUCAUUGGUCUCCUCGUCAAUGGCAUUGCAUCUGACCGUUUUGGCUACCGCAAAACCAUGAUUGCUUCUUUGAUGGCCAUGAUUGCAUGCGUCUUCACAAUAUUCUUCGCACCCAACAUCCAAAUCCUCGUCCUCGGAGAGGUAGCGCUGCUACGACUGACGUCGAAAAACAAUCCGGAUUUUGACCCGGACGAGACCAUUGCCAUGAUAGAGCAUACCAAUGAACUGGAGAAAUCUCUCAAGGCGGGAACGACUUACUGGGAUUGCUUGAAAGGAGUCGACCUUCGGCGGACUGAGAUCGUCUGCAUUCUUUGGGUCGGCCAGACACUUACAGGACAAAAUUUGAUGGGAUAUUUCUCCUAUUUCAUGUCACAAGCCGGAAUGGAUACAAUCCACUCGUUCGAUUUGAGUCUCGCCCAGAUGGCACUGGGCCUGAUCGGGACAGCAGGCUCUUGGUACCUAAUGUCGAGGGUUGGUCGCAGGACCAUCCAUCUCUGUGGUGUCGCCAUGCUCUUCUCUAUUCUACUCAUCGUCGGCUGCAUUUCCUUCGCCGGCACCAACGCAUCUCUCUGGGCUACUGGCGCCAUGCUCAUCACCUUCACCUUCUUCUACGACUUUACGGUCGGGCCCGUUACCUACUCUCUCAUCUCUGAGCUGUCUUCGACCCGCCUGAAAGCCAAGACCAUCGUGUUGGCCCGCUCGCUCUACAACAUCAGCAACAUAGUCGUCAAUGUACUGACCAACUACCAGCUUAGCAAGACAUCGUGGAACUGGGGCGCCCGGACGGCCUUUUUCUGGGCAGGUACUUGCGGUUGCGUUCUUGUGUGGGUAUACUUUCGCCUCCCUGAGCCUCGAGGCAGGACUUAUGGGGAACUGGACUUACUUUUCGAACACCGUGUGCCAGCUCGCAAGUUCAAGAGCACCACCGUUGAUCCAUAUGGUCAGGGAGCGUCAUCUGUGAUCAAGGCAAAUUUUGAGGACAAAGAGUGA